This is a messenger RNA of Micropterus salmoides (largemouth bass), 1851 nucleotides long. RefSeq names its product melanopsin-A-like. Gene Ontology annotation, molecular function: G protein-coupled receptor activity. The transcript has 10 exons. Gene Ontology annotation, biological process: visual perception; G protein-coupled receptor signaling pathway. Bases 145 to 1749 code for a protein of 534 amino acids. Lineage: Eukaryota; Metazoa; Chordata; Actinopteri; Centrarchiformes; Centrarchidae. The record is from RefSeq and is a predicted model, not a curated record. Gene Ontology annotation, cellular component: membrane.
ACUACCAGUAGUCCUGUCAGAGUGAGAUAUGAGAACAGGGCGGCGAUGACGCCGGGCCACUUGGACUCCUAGACCACCUCAGACUCAACACCUCUCCCGUCCACUUCUCUCACACUCAGCCGCGUUUCAUUUCAUCGCCGUGGAAUGGAUUCCCGGCUGCUGAUUGGACCGGGGAUGCCCACACCGGACCCGACAGCCCGGACACCCUGGAACAUCAGCUCCAUCAGUCCCCACAGGCUCAUGGAGCUGUCUCCAGUCGCUACGUCUAGUCCCAUGGUUCCAAGCCACCCAUUUCCAACAGUAGACGUCCCAGACCACGCUCACUAUACAAUUGGUGUUGUCAUCCUGGCCGUGGGCAUCACAGGCAUGCUGGGAAACUUCCUGGUCAUAUAUGCUUUCUGCAGGAGCCGGAGCUUGCGCACACCCUCCAACAUUUUCAUCAUUAACCUGGCAGUCACAGACUUCUUUAUGUGUCUUACUCAGACACCCACCUUCUUCAUCAACAGCAUGCACAAGCGAUGGAUCUUUGGAAAGAAAGGUUGUGAGGUAUAUGCAUUCUGCGGAGCACUGUUUGGUAUCUGUAGCAUGAUUACACUAAUGGUGAUUGCGGUGGACCGGUACAUGGUGAUCACCAGGCCUCUGGCCUCCUUGGGGGAGAUGUCUCGCAGGAAAGCCCUGAGCAUCGUGGGUGCUGCCUGGUUCUACUCCAUGGGCUGGAGCCUACCCCCCUUCUUUGGCUGGAGUGCCUAUGUCCCAGAGGGUCUGAUGACGUCUUGUUCCUGGGACUACAUGACAUUUACCCCUUCUGUCCGCUCCUACACCAUGCUGCUCUUUACCUUUGUCUUCUUCAUCCCUCUCGCCAUCAUCAUCUUUAGCUACUGCUGCAUCUUCAGAGCCAUCCGACACACAACACGAGCGAUAACAAAGAUCAAAUGUGAGGGAACAAGAAACUCUGCCAAGAGAUUCCGUAAGAUGAAGAGUGAGUGGAAGAUGGCCAAGAUCGCACUUAUUGUCAUCCUACUAUAUGUCAUCUCCUGGGCCCCUUACUCCUGUGCAGCCCUCACUGCAUUCGCUGGGUACGCUCACAUGUUGACUCCAUAUAUGAACUCUGUUCCUGCUGUGAUCGCCAAAGCAUCUGCUAUCUACAACCCCAUUGUAUAUGCCAUAACACACCCCAAAUACAGGUCAGCACUCACCAAGUACAUUCCCUACCUCGGGGUAUUGCUGUGCGUUACUGGAAGAGACCGUUUCAGCAGCAGCAGUCUCCAGUCCACCCGCCGAUCAACCCUCACCAGCCAAUCAGAGAGCAAAUGCCCCAGCAGACCGCACAACUCCUCCCUUUCUGACAGCGAAUCAGCUCGCUUCUCAGACACGGAGGAGGAUUGCUCAUCUCAGAUUCCUGCCAGUCGUCAAUUGUCCAGUGAUGUCAAACAGGUGCGUCAUGCCAGCCAGAGGUCAAAGGUGAGAGGCCACAACACAAGAGAGUUUGAGAGAACUGCCACCCACAACGCCACUGACCCGGCCAUAUAUCUCCUCUCACAAAUUACACUGGAGAACGUGAUGGAGGAGUCGGGGCUAAGGACUACCUGUAAGACAACGUCAUCUGUCAUUGUCACCUCCAUAUCCAGCCCAUCUAUAAUGCAUAGUCCCCCAGGUUUCCAUGGCAGCCUCAAAUUGACCAAAACUUACAGUCCAGUUACCAAGGAGCCCCUUGACAUAGCCAGACUGGAGACAACAGCAUUACAAUGAACAGUAUGUGCGAGUGUGUGUGUGUGUGUGUGUGUGUGUGUGUGUGUGUGUGUGUGUGUGUGUGUGUGUGUGUGUGUGUGUGUGUGUGUGUGUGUGUGUGUG